GUGUGGUGGGGGACAUGCUGCGCUACCAGUGAGGGAGCCUGGGAUUAUCAGGUAGCCCAUCACCCUUGUCACAGCGUCCGUCUACACUGCUGAGCUUCUGCCCUGAGCGGUAUGUUUUCCCGACGAAGUCAUGGAGACCUCAAGAAAUCUACACAGAAAGUUCUGGACCCAAAGAAGGACGUACCCACCCGGCUGAAACACCUGCGAGCUCUGCUGGAUAUUCAGGAAUGGGGUGAACUGAAGCAAUUUUUUGAAGCGCACUAUUCUCAGAUUUAUUUUAUCUUCUAUGAAAACUUCAUUACACUGGAAAGUAGCCUAAAAGUUAAAGGUAACUCUCCAUGGAAUAAAUCUCAGAGGGAGGAGCUGGACUCCAUCCUAUUUCUUUUUGAAAAAAUUCUACAACUUCUACCUGAAAGGAUUUUCUACCGCUGGCAGUACCAUAGUAUAGGUUCAGUUUUAAAGAAGCUUUUACACACUGGAAAUUCCAUAAAGAUACGAUGUGAAGGAAUGCGGCUGUUUCUUCUCUGGCUUCAAGCACUGCAAACAAAUUGCGGAGAGGAACAGGCGCUAAUAUUUGCAUGUCUUGUUCCUGGCUUUCCUGCCGUCAUGUCAUCUCGAGGUCCUUGCACACUGGAUACCCUCAUAAAUCCUACUUAUAAUUUACCCGAUGGUAAAGUUUACCCUGAAGAGAUAACCCCUCUUUUGCCAGCUGUGUCUGGUGAGAAAAUUCCUGAAGAUCCAAGCUGCUAUUUCUUACAGAUGUUACUGAAAUACAUAGUAAUACAGGUAAGAUCCUUUUUAAUACAGGGCAACGAAAACGAAUGUAAAAUUUUGGAGUAGAACUGUAAAUGUGUUUGUUUUUUUUUUACAUGUUUCUCAAUUUUAUUUUCCUGAACAUCAAACAUUAAUCUGUUUAGAAAAUAUUAUCUUCAUCAUUUGUUUCCUUCAUUUACGAAGUUAACCAACCUUUAUAAACCUGUACUUGAUAUUCCUGAUGUCAGACCAAAGCCAGUAUAUGUCACCUCAACCCGUAACAACGAAAACCACUAUAGCACAAAAAUCCCACACAUGGCAGCUAGAGUUGUGUUUAUUAGGUGGCUUGUCACUUUCUUUUUGGAAAAGAAAUAUGUAGCAUCUUCACAAAGCACUAAAAAUGGAGGAGAUGUUCUGCCGAAACUUAUCCAGACUGUAUCCAUGGUUAAUGUGAGUCAAGAGAAGAACCCAGAAGCGGAACCCACAGGGGCACCAGAACAGGAGAAGAACCACUCAAACAGCAGCACUUUGUCAGACCGAAGACUCAGUAACUCAAGCCUUUGCAGCAUAGAAGAGGAACACAAGGCUAUGUAUGACAUGGUGCAGAGAAUCCUUCUGUCCACACGGGGAUAUAUCAAUCUCAUCAAUGAGGUCUUCAGGCAGGCGUUCCUGUUACCAGCCUGUGAUGUCUCUGCCACAAAAAAGGUUGUAAAAGUUUAUAGGAAAUGGAUCCUACAAGAGAAGCCUAUUUUCAUGGAGGAGCCGUCACAACAAUCUGAAAAUCACAUGAAUGUGCCAGUUUUUGAGUCUACAGUCUCAGAGCAUGAUGGCAAACCGGUCUCAGAGCCGAGUGGACACAAACGAUCAUCGAGCUGGGGGAGGACAUAUUCUUUCACCAGCGCUGUGAGUCGGGGAUGUGUGUGUGAAGAUGAGAACAUUGAUGUGAAGGCCGGAGAUCAGGCUUCUUUACAGGUCUUCUUGACAAACUCUGCAAACGUUUUCCUGCUGGAGCCAUGUCCUGAAGUCCCGUUGCUUUUGGAAGAACAAGUGGAAGCCUGCAAAUCCGUUUUAAGUAUUUACAGGCGGAUGAUCAUGGACCUUGCAAUGGAUAAAAAGACCUGGGAGCAGAUGCUGCAGAUACUGCUGAGGAUAACAGAAGCAGUUGUUCAGAAACCAAAGGAACCCUCAAAAAAGGACUUGUUUUCUCAGGAUCUCGCUGGUGUUUUAUUCCGGACACUAAUUGUAGCAUGGAUCAGAGCCAACCUGAGCGUUUUCAUAUCCCGGGAGUUGUGGGAUGAGCUGCUGACUGUCCUGUCUUCACUCACCGACUGGGAGGAACUUAUAUACGAGUGGUCUAAAAUCAUGGACUCUCUUACUGCUGUCCUCGCCAGAAUGGUCUACGGGCUGGACAUGGGCAAUUUACCUCUGGAUAAGCUCAGUGAGCAAAAGGAGAAGAAACAGAGGGGGAAAGGUGGCUAUCCUGAUCCUCAGAAGGGGGCUGCAGUAGGCAGAUCAUUCUCUCUUAGUUGGAAAAAUCAUUCGGAUACACAUGAGCCUAUGAGAUUUCGGAGUGCUACUACCUCUGGGGCUCCAGGUGUGGAGAAAGCAAGGAACAUGGUGCGGCAAAAAGCCACAGCCAAGCGAAGUCAGUCUAUCAGCAACUGUGUUCAUCUGUAUGAGGCUUUGCCAGCAGCUAAAAGUGUUCCACAUCUCCUUCACAAUGUGAGCUCUCUCUUACCUGGUAUCUCUUAUGCUUCUUGUUCUCAGAAACUCUCAGAAGUGGAUGAGACGCAACAGCCACAAGAUGGGUCAGCUAUCUCUGAAUCAAGUGGUGCAGUUUGCAGCCAAGAGCCACAGGAACUAACUCGGUGUAGCAGUACCUCUGACCUAGCAGAGCAGACACAACCCAGUUUAUUGCAAGAUAAUAAAACAGAAAACACUAAUGAUUGUUCAUCAGAAUGUAACACUGCUCUAGAGCCGGGAGAGGGUACAAAGAGAGAUAGCGAUGGUCCAAUGAUAAUGAUACGAAGGAGCAGCAGCCCAGCAGAAUUUGAGUGGCACACAGAUACUCAGCACACCAAUGGAAGAAGUGCCGAUCACGAGAGAGUUGAUAGUGUCAGUGAUGUGACAAAUGGAUACAGCCGUGAUGCAGACAUUUAUCUGAUGCCCUGGCAAAGCUGUGACGAGGACCCUGAGCUUGGUACACCCACGGAUGUGGCCAUUGAUCCUGAUGCAAGACAAUGGCUGCAGCUCAGUCCUGCUGAUGCUGCACCUUUUACAGACAGCAUUGAGUUCCUUGCUGGGGACUGUAGCAUCAUAGCCGGCGGUAACCUGUCUGGCUGGCACCCGGACUCUGCGGCUGUCCUGUGGAGGAGAAUCUUGGGAAUACUCGGAGAUGUCAACAAUAUUCAGUCCACCAAAAUUCAUGCAAAGGUGUUUGGCUACCUCUGUGAGCUGUGGUACAAGCUAGGAAAGAUUAGAGACAAUUUGUCAAUCAGUCUGGACAAUCAGUCUUCCCCACCGCCACCCGUUUUAAUCCCCCCUCUCAGAAUGUUUGCAUCUUGGCUGUUUAAAGCUACUACAUUGCCAAGUGAGUACAAAGAGGGCAAACUGCAUGCCUACAAGCUGAUCUGUGGUAUGAUGACAAGACGGCAAGAUGUUCUCCCAAACUCAGAUGUCUUGGUUCAGUUUUACAUGGUUUUACACAAUGGCCUCAAUCAUGAUGAUCAAGAUAUUGUGAAUACCGUCAUAAAGCAUUGCUCGUCCAGUUUCUUCUUCCUCAGCUUGCCUGGCUUUACAAUGCUGAUAGGAGACUUUAUCACAGCUGCGGCCAAGGUUCUCAGUACAGACAUGUUCGAGGCACCACGAUUGGAAGCUCAGAUCAUUCUUGGGUCACUUGUGUGUUUCCCAAACACUUACAGAGAUCUCUCCUUACUUGAUGCUUCAGCUGGAGCAAAUUAUAUUGUCAUAGAAAACAAAGAUAUAAAGAGUUUCUUAGUUAACAGUUUAUUGAAGAAUGCCAGGGAGGAGCCUAUCGAAGCUGCUAGGUGCAUUGCAAUCUGCUGUCUUGGAGUGUGGAUCUGUGAAGAGCUAGUAGAGCACACCAAUCACCCUCAGGUUAUAGAGGCUAUUAAUGUCAUCGGGGUAACACUAAAGUUCUCUAAUAAAACAGUUGCGCAGGUGGCGUGUGACGUCCUUCAGCUGCUGGUUUCAUAUUGGCGAGAGCUUCAGAAUCCUGAGUUACCUCUCUCCAGAAAGAUCUCUGAGAUUCUUGUGGCAACUAUUUCCUUCCUUCUCCCAAGUGCAGAAAAUUCUUCAAUGGAAGUAGAUAAAAAGUUUAUAGUGUCCCUGCUGUUGUGCCUGUUAGACUGGUGUAUGGCCCUUCCUCUGCAGACAUUGCUAGAGCCAAUAUCUACAUUCCCGCUUGAAGAGCCACAUCAACCUAAACCAUCCCUCCUUGACUACAUUUACAGAGUUCUACAUUGUUGUGUGUGUGGCUCCAACACAUAUACUCAACAAAGCCAGUAUAUUCUAAGUCUGGCUGAUCUCUCCUCCAUAGACUAUGAUCCAUUUCUACCUUUAGUUAAUGUGAAAAAUUCUGAGCCACCACCUCCCUAUAGCUCCUCUGAUUUCAGCAAUCUCCUCACUGUCGCAGAAGAAAAGAAGAGAAGGAACCUAGAACUCAUCCCUUUGACAGCCCGUAUGGUCAUGACGCAGCUUGUAAACCAUUUGGGACACUAUCCACUCAGUGGUGGUCCAGCCAUUUUACACAGCUUGAUUAAUGAGAAUCAGGAUAACCCUUAUGUGGAGGCAUCAGAGUUGUCAAACGAUGUGUUCCGAAGUCCCAAUUUGCAGCUUUUUGUGUUCAACGACAGUGCUCUUAUUUCUUAUCUGCAAAUCCCUGCAGAAAAUUCUGUUGGCAUGGACUCCACAGGAGUACCCGGCGAUGUACGGAUAAUUGUCAGAGAUAUCUCAGGGAAAUACUCUUGGGAUGGUGAAAUCAUGUAUGGGCCACUAGAAUGUCCUGGUGUCUUUUCAAAGGAAAGAAAACUGCAGUCUGCACAUCAGGUCUGUGAAUAUCAGAGCUUGUUGCAGUCACAUUCUGUGGAAGGAGAAGGAGUGGAUGCCCUUGAUGCACUUUUGGAAAAACUUGGCACUGUAAGUCCAGAGUGCCUACAGCAUACAGAGCUAAGACUGAAUGAACCUGCCUUACCUCCUGUUGGAAUGAGCCGUGAACAAGAAGAGGAGAUCAUUGAGGCAAUCAGAAGACAGAGUUCCAGUGAGGCUGAGCACAUUCAGAUGUGUAACUGUGACCCCAGUGUCAGGGUCUCAUGCCAGGAGGAACCCAACACAGCUGAGCCACAGGCUCCAUUUUAUUUCUGUAGGCUCUUUCUGAAUGAUCUAGGGAUGAAUUCAUGGGAGAGAAGAAAAAAUUUCCAUCUGUUGAAGAAAAAUUCAAAAUUAUUACGAGAACUUAAAAAUCUGGAUUCCAGGCAGUGUCGGGAAACCCACAAGAUUGCUGUGUUUUAUAUCGCUGAAGGUCAGGAAGACAAGUGCUCCAUACUGUCCAACAGCAGGGGAAGCAAGGCAUAUGAAGAUUUUGUAGCUGGACUUGGGUGGGAGGUUGACCUUUCCACACACUGUGGUUUUAUGGGUGGUCUACAGAGAAAUGGAAGCACUGGACAAUCUGCUCCAUACUAUGCUACCUCUACUGUUGAAGUGAUUUUUCAUGUGUCUACACGGAUGUUAUCUGACUCUGAUGAUUCCCUGACCAAAAAGCUUCGACACCUGGGAAAUGAUGAAGUUCAUAUUGUGUGGUCUGAACACACCAGGAACUACCGAAGGGGCAUUAUACCUACAGACUUUGGUGAUGUUUUAAUUAUAAUUUACCCAAUGAAGAAUCGGAUGUAUUUUAUUGAAAUCAUGAAAAAACCAGAGGUGCCGUUUUUUGGUCCCCUUUUUGACGGCGCUAUUGUAACCGAGAAGCUUUUACCAACACUUGUGUGUGCAACCUGCAUCAAUGCCAGCAGAGCAGUCAAGUCCCUAAUCCCUCUCUACCAGAGCUUCUAUGAGGAAAGGGCUCUGUACCUUGAAGCAAUAAUACAGAACCACAGAGAGAUGAUGACUUUUGAAGACUUUGCUGCACAAGUGUUUUGUCCAACUCCCAGUUACUCUAUGGUUGGCUUGGGUCUCCCUGCAAGCACCAGUUCUGAUCUCUCAUCGAGUACAGGAACAGAGCCGGCGGAACCUACAUCUCCGACACUAACACGUGCCACCAGGAGCAAAGUCUCGGGAAAGCUUCGUCGCUCUGCCAGUGCUGUCAGCAAAUCUUCCAAUUGAAGCACUUUUUUUUAUACUGAACUCUAC
This is a messenger RNA of Nanorana parkeri, 6120 nucleotides long. RefSeq names its product Ral GTPase activating protein catalytic alpha subunit 2 (gene RALGAPA2). The transcript is spliced from 40 exons. The record is from RefSeq and is a predicted model, not a curated record. Lineage: Eukaryota; Metazoa; Chordata; Amphibia; Anura; Dicroglossidae. Gene Ontology annotation, biological process: positive regulation of GTPase activity; regulation of small GTPase mediated signal transduction. Gene Ontology annotation, molecular function: GTPase activator activity. Gene Ontology annotation, cellular component: cytoplasm; nucleus.